ACUGGGCCCACCUUCUCCCGCCGUUUGUUGAACCUCUCUGGAAGUCUGAAGUUUCUAACUCUUGACGACACUCUAUAUUUCUUCUUUUUCAUUUACCACUGUUUGCAUUCCACACUGUUAUCUCCGCCAUCUGAGGAAUAAGCCCCAUCUUCAAAAUGGCCAAAAACAGCGAGAUUGUGAUAAAAGAGGAAGACCCUAAGGCACCCAGAUUCGUUUUUCCAUUCUUCCCUAAUUUUAAGUUUGAUUUGCCUUUCUUGAAGCCAAACCCUUCAAAGCCUGUGGAGGCCUCUGGUAAAGCGGUCGAGAGGCGAACUUCGAUGGAUGAAGGUACUGGGAACGAGACUGCAAAGCCUAGCUUUGUGAGGUUUCCGAAAACCCAGUUGGUUGUUCCUCCUCCAAUGGAGACUGAGGCUGAGGAGUCUGCUAAAACUUCCAAUCCUAUCAUAAUCUGGCAGGUAUACGCAUUAGGAGCAAUCCUUGUUUCAAGGUGGGUUUGGGCAAGAUGGAACGAGAGGAAGCCUAAAGGGAGGAACCCCAAUGAUGAUAAUGACCAAAAUAGGCCUCCAUCAGAUGUGAAUAAUGAGGGUCGACCAUUUGAUAAUGAAUAGAGAUUUUUGCAUUUUCUGUAUAGCUUGAAUUAUUAGAUAUGCCAACUCACUUCAAUAUCUUCUCAUUGGCUAUGUGAAUGACUGAUGCUUUAGAAAGUCUCUUGUUAGCUUCGCACAAGUCUUUUGCUUGAUUGAUACAUGAUGAUCUUGACUCUCACAGUACUCUUCCUGCCUGCUCACAUGAACUUUGAUGUUGAGUUUAUGGCUGUUUUAAAACCAACUAAAUUUAUGUUACAUGAAUUGAAUUUGAAUCUGGA
Molecule: messenger RNA, 865 nt
Organism: Prosopis cineraria
Lineage: Eukaryota; Viridiplantae; Streptophyta; Magnoliopsida; Fabales; Fabaceae
Exons: 2
Coding region: 156-608 (150 amino acids)
Source: RefSeq, a predicted model, not a curated record